Calypte anna (Anna's hummingbird) is the source of this 1819-nucleotide messenger RNA. RefSeq names its product fatty acid 2-hydroxylase (gene FA2H). Gene Ontology annotation, cellular component: endoplasmic reticulum; membrane. The transcript has 7 exons. The record is from RefSeq and is a predicted model, not a curated record. Gene Ontology annotation, biological process: fatty acid metabolic process; lipid biosynthetic process. The coding region runs from base 1 to 1119 and encodes 372 amino acids. Lineage: Eukaryota; Metazoa; Chordata; Aves; Apodiformes; Trochilidae. Gene Ontology annotation, molecular function: fatty acid 2-hydroxylase activity; heme binding; iron ion binding.
AUGGCGGCUCCGCCGCCGCGCUCUUUCAGCGCCGCCGAGGUGCGGGCUCGCUGUGCGGAGGGCGCCUGCCUGGUCCGCUGCCGCCGCCGCCUCUACGAUCUGAGCGGGUUCGUGCGGUUGCACCCGGGGGGUGAGCAGCUGCUCCGGCGACGGGCGGGCACCGACGUGAGCGCCGCGCUGGACGGGCCGCCCCACCGGCACUCGGCCAACGCCCGGCGCUGGCUGGAGCAGUACUACCUGGGGGAGAUGGAGCCCGCCGAUGAGCAGAGCCCCCCUGAGCCAGUGGAUGAGAUGGCAGCAGAUGCCACAGCCCAGCCCUCGAGGCAGCUGGAUCCCCGCUGGAAAACCGUGGACAUGGAGAAGGACCUGGUGGACUGGCAGAAACCCUUGCUGUGGCAAGUGGGCUACCUGGGGGAGAAGUAUGACGAGUGGGUGCACCAGCCCGUGGAUCGGCCCAUCCGCCUCUUCCACUCGGAUAUCCUGGAGUUCCUCUCCAAGACGGCGUGGUACGUGGUGUUCAUGGUGUGGGCACCCGUGGUGCUCUAUCUCAGCUGGGUCAGCUACACCUCCCUCGCCCAGGGCAACACCCGGCUCUUCUCCUCCUUCACCACAGAGUACUCCAUCCCCGUCCACAAAUACUACUUCCCCUUCAUCUUCCUCCUGGGGAUGUUCCUGUGGUCCCUGCUAGAGUACCUCAUCCAUCGCUUUGUCUUCCACAUGAAGCCACCUGCUAGUAACUACUAUCUCAUCACCCUGCAUUUCUUGCUGCAUGGGCAGCAUCACAAGUCUCCCUUCGACAGCUCCCGCCUGGUCUUCCCUCCCGUGCCAGCCUCCCUGGUGAUUGCCUUCUUCUACGGUGUCCUGCAGCUGAUGCUGCCAGAGGUGCUGGGGCUUUCGGUGUUUGUCGGGGGGCUCUGCGGCUACGUCAUCUACGACAUGAUGCACUACUACCUCCACUAUGGCUCACCCAAGAAAGGCACCUACCUGUACGGGCUGAAGGUUUAUCACGUCAAGCACCACUUUGAACACCAAAAAUCAGGCUUUGGCAUCAGCACCCGCUUCUGGGAUCACCCCUUCCGGACACUCAUCCCCGAGGAGACCUUCGAGAAAGAGGAUUGAUGGCUCCGGCACGGCUCCUGGCUGCUGGCUCCGUCCCUCCCCAGCCCUCGGCGAGGCUGGCUGACCCCCCGCAGCCCUCAGGGGGCUGUGCCACAGCGGUGGCCCCAAGCCGGAGCAUCCCGGUGCUGUGCGUGGUCCAGGAGCGGGGGAUGGGGCGGACGCGGAUGUGGGAAAAAGCGAGGAGGAGGAGGAGGAGGAGGAGGAGUUUGGGGGUUUCCUGCUCCUUCCUUGCCGCCCUCCCGCCCCAGGUCACGGAUGCACGGGCAGAUCUGCUGCCCGAGAGAUGAAGUGCCUGAUGCCCACUGCCCUCCUUUGCCCUGGCACCUUUCCAGAGCCCCCCUGAGCCCUGCCCGGGUGUCUCCUCCCGAGCAUCCUACAGGCUGUGGUUAACCCCAUCACCUAACUCGUGCCGAGGGCCCCUCUGUAUCCCGGGUCCUUCUCCUGGCUCGAUCCCAGCUCGGGGCUUUCUUGGCCUGGGACCCUUGGGGUGGGGAUCCUGCAGGUCUGCGUUUUGCCUCUUUCUAACCAACGCACCCAUAGCGCUCUGCCAGAUUUAGCAAGGUCAUGGUUUUAGGUAGACAUUGGCUACUGGAAACUUGAAACUCCAACUCCAAUGAGCAGAAUUGCUACGAGAUGCCGUUGUUUUGGGUUGGUUUGUUGGUUUUUUUUUUUCCCCUGUGUUUUGUUUUUUUUUUUUUUU